GGCUCUGUCACAAAUAAUAUAAUUAGCUUAGGCUGCCUUGCAACCAUAGCUGUUUAGCUGCAGUAAAGAGUUUCUUCAUUAUGCUGCGGCCACAAGGUUACGAGUUACACCGAUACUGAAGGGUUCUCUCGUUAAAAAGCGACUUGUAUACAGAACUUAUACCCGAAAAUCACAGGAGACGGCUAUUUCGAGGAGCUCACAGCUGACACUUGUGCAAGAAUCUGGAGUGGCUUUUCCGUAAGAAAUCAAUACAGGCCUAAUAUGUCUGUAUUUGACGUUGGAACAUCAGCGAAACUGUAAAACCUCAUGCGUGAGUCGCUAUUUUAAUACGCUGUGCAUCAGUUGCAUCUUGGCACAAAGUUUCGCCGCACGUCCCGUGUAAGCUGCGUAUACGUUUGGGAGGCACCUGAGGAAUUUGCGGUGCGGACCAACGUGGGACCGUUUCUGCCUCGUGAGUACACAGCGUGCGCGCUCCUGUCUCCAUAUCACUGACACUUCAAUUAAUUCUACGGCUACACGAGACAGACAUGCAUUACGGUACGCGCACGAGCAGCAAAGAAAAGCUCCGAACAUGCACGCCGAUAACCACCAAAUGACACCAGACACGUGUUGUCAUAUUUAGCUGGUCUGGAUCCAAAAUUAAUUCCGAGCUCAAGCCUUGUCGCGCACCGGAGUGACUUAUUAACAAGCGCAGCUAACAGCCUGGUUGUGUUUGCACCCUGCAGUCAGUUGCUGGGGACGCACGUUGUAAAAUGAGGUUGGUAAGCAUCAUUUUAUUCGUCGCCCUUUGCUCUUUUACCGCUUAUUAUAUUUAUGAGCCAAUUCCAGAGGAGAUAGAAGAAAGAUGGAAACUCAUGCUGACCAACUCCUUCUUCAGAAGUCUCAGCCACCUGGCAGACCUUAGUGAAUUGCUGGGGCUGAAGGACUACAUGGGGGUAAUGUACUUCAUUACUCUGGCUGAAAAGGUAGUGCCUGUGUCUGAUGAGCAUGUCAAGGUGACAGAGGAGAAGUUUGAUGGAGUGGAGGUGGUGCUUUACCAGCCAAAGCAGCAGGGCAGUGACACUGAACUCAGGAGAGCUGUCAUAUACCUUCACGGUGGAGGAUGGUGUCUGGGGAGUUCUCGGAUGAGUCCAUAUGAUCUCCUGGCCAGAAAAAUUGUCACUGAGCUAGAUGCGGUCGUUCUUUCUGUGGAGUACCGCCUUGCCCCUGCUCACCAUUUCCCUGUCCCAUAUGAGGAUGUAUACCAUGUGGUCAAAUAUUUCUUCCAGAAGGGGGUGCUGGCCCAGUACGCUGUUGACCCAGGACGCAUUGCUGUGUCUGGGGAUAGUGCUGGGGGGAACCUGGCAGCUGCAGUCUCUCAACAGUUACAAAAAGAGUCUGGGCAGCAGAUUCAGUUGAAGGCCCAAGCACUCAUCUACCCAGUGCUGCAGGCUCUGGACCUUAACACUCCUUCAUAUCAGCAGAAUCAGGACAUGCCCAUUCUGCCCCGCACCCUCAUGGUGCGUUUCUGGAGUGAGUACUUCACCAGCGACAAGGCCCUUUUCAAAGCCAUGAUGGCUAACACUCACAACAACCCUGAGUCUUCCAGCUUGCUGAAGUUUGUCAACUGGAGCGCCUUUCUGCCAGAAACAUAUCAUGGAGAAUACAACUACAGUGCUCCUGCUGUGGUGCAGGGAGUUGGAGUGGAGGCAGUUGGGAUGGAUGGACCAUCCCGAUCUUUUGCUGACCCAAGGGCAUCACCCCUGCUGGUUCCAGACACGGCCUUACACUCUCUCCCCAAAGCCUACGUUAUUACAUGUGAGUAUGAUGUUCUCCGAGAUGAUGGCAUCAUGUAUGUCACACGGCUCCGUGCUGCUGGUGUUGAGGUGACACAUGAACAUUAUGACACAGGAUUUCACGGAGCGCUGAUGUUCACCGUAUGGCCAACUGACUUCCUCAUUGCACGUCGCAUGACAGACAACUAUAUCGAAUGGCUCAAAGAAAACUUGUAAAAACUCUUGACUAUUAAUAUUCAUUCCAGUUUUUCCACACAAUGCACCAAUGUUUGUUUUUUUCCCACCUGGUGUUCAACUUUUUGUUGUUUAUGUUUUCUCUUCAUUCAUGCUAUUUUUCUGUAAAUAUAUUGAGAACUAUAUUAACUUCAUUUAUUUUCCCACUCAUGCAAUUUAUUAUAUUAGAUACCAGGACAGGAAACAGGACUUAGUAUAGUACAAUUUAGAUUUAUUCACAUAUGGUUAUUUGAGUACAACACCAUACAUAUGACAUCACUCAUCACUCAUGUACACUAGUAGUAUUGUGUUUAUUGUCCAACAAACAUAAUCCUGCCCAGAGAGAUCUCAAGGGAAAAAUCAAACCCUGCAGUAUCACUAAAGUUGUGUUGUAGAUAGUUAAAAAAUUCUCUCAGCUGGUCAGCCGGCCUUGUGUGAUGCUGACCAUCCUUUUUUCCUACCCCAGGACACACUUACCUGAUCUUAUGUCCUCUGCAUCACUAUCAAUGCUAUUAGUUAGUAAUGCAUACCACUUAGAAAAUCUGAUCUAUCCCAUUAGGGGUUUUAAGAAUCCAGUAUAAGUCUUAGCAAAGCAGAAUUGGAUUUUCAUUACAAAAAAAAUGUACUCAGUUUAGCCAAAAUCAACAUUUAUCACUGAGGGCAGCUGACACCGAAACCUGGGAUUGUUUUGAUGUGUUUGCAAAACCAUAACUUGCAUGUAGUGGUUGCUGACAUUAAAUCAAAAAUUGGCAAGUGUUAUUCAUUUAAAUACAGCAACACUAUAUUUCACGAGGACAGAAUCGGCCCAUAGUUGUGUAAGCAAGUGCUGGUAUGUGCUUAUAUGGUAAAUGGUUAAAAUUGCAGAGUGAAUUAGCACAACAUCCUAUUGUAUCUAUUCACAUUUCCAGAAGAAUAACAAAAAAAGGUGUAUACUUGUUUUCUUUGUAAUGGCUGCACAUCUGGGCCACAUUCCAUACAGAGUAUCGGUAUUUAUAAGUGAAAACCAUGCUGUAACGAUGUGCAUACCUCCAGACAUUCUUCACACCAUUUGUACACACAUUGUUUGUGAUUGAGCUUAGCUGAAUGUGAUGUAGUAAUAUGGCAAAAUAAUGGAUAAUAUUCAAGAGGGAAUUUCGGUAACAUUUAUAAUAAGAUUUAUAGGGGUGUGUGUAUGUACUACCUCCUUCUUUGUUCAGGCAUGAUUCUAUUGUAAUGUGAGUAAACAGCUUUGCAUUUGAUGAUCCCAAAAGUGCAGUCAUUUGAGAAUAAGAAUAAAGCUCAUUAAAUCAUAAAUUCGACCUUCUAUAUGUUAACAAUAAAUAAGCUAUUAUAGGUUUUGCUUCUGUAAGAGCAAGUUGCUAGUGCAAGACCAACUGCCAGUCUCAUGAUAAAAGUUGUAACAUGGAACAAUGUGCAGACAGGAGAUUAUAUGGCUGGCAGAAAGACUGUAUGCAUAGCUCUGAUCUGCGUAUGUAUGACUGCAGUCCCUGAGGGCCAACAAUCAUAUUAGGUGGCUUGAAACCAUUCUCAUAGCUCUCCCUUGUAUCUUUUUUUAUCCUUCUGUCUGUGGGUGACAUCACCCUGUGACUUCUCUGAACAUGGGAUGGCUAUCUAAAAGACAACAUCGAGGUAAAGGUUAUCAAAAAAUAAUCCUUCAUAACCUCUGGUUAACACUGUUUUUAAGCUUUACUGCUCAAAAGGAGUUCUUGUAUUAUGAAACAGGUGAAAUCUCAGCUUUUAGGCAUGUCUUUCUUUUUUUCCUUUUCUUUUUUUCUCAUUUUUAUACACUGUACACUAUCACAUAAAGUAUGUAACUUUUCAAACAAGUGACAGCUUUACUGAGAAACCUGGCUCUUUUGCUUAAGCGAUGCUACAUUCUCAGUUGUAAAUAUAACUUUCUAUUUUUGUUUUGGAUUACCUCUUGGAGAGCAUAUGAUUUGCAUCAAUUUUAAUUUCGAUGUUAUCUGACAAUAAAUUGACUUGACCUUUCA
Molecule: messenger RNA, 3979 nt
Organism: Seriola aureovittata
Lineage: Eukaryota; Metazoa; Chordata; Actinopteri; Carangiformes; Carangidae
Gene: aadac
Product: arylacetamide deacetylase
Exons: 5
Coding region: 753-1991 (412 amino acids)
Cellular component (GO): membrane
Molecular function (GO): carboxylic ester hydrolase activity
Source: RefSeq, a predicted model, not a curated record